UAUGGCAGAAGAUAAUUUAGACUAUUCUUCGGAACAUUCUAAAGUUCAUUUUACGGAGGAUUCAGGGAGCAAGACGCAUGAACCUGAGAUACGCGUACAAUGUUUAGAAGAUCACGCAGAUAUUCACUUAGGAUGGUUGCAGAUGAAACACAUUUACCGUGUUAACUUCGAUAUUGACACGGAUCUCUGCGAAGAUAUUGACUCAGAUCCAUUAGAGAACCUACAUGCGAAAGUUAUCAGUGUUAAAUGGAAAGAUGGUAAACAUUCCGUAGAAUUGGAUUUGGAGCCUCAUAAAGAAAAAUUGAUCAAAGAGAAGUUAACUCUCUACGAGAGAAAGGCAAAGUCAGCUAAAAAAUUCGAACUUAUACUUCAUGCCCGGGUUUUGGGAGUUGGAAAAGGUACACCAUCGCUGAAGAAAGGUAUCAAGAUCAUAAAAUCAAUGCGUGAUGAAGAGUCCGAUCAAAGCGAUUGGCAAGGUUUUUAA
Dimorphilus gyrociliatus is the source of this 484-nucleotide messenger RNA. Lineage: Eukaryota; Metazoa; Annelida; Polychaeta; Dinophilidae. The record is from the annotation of a GenBank genome assembly.